Messenger RNA from Pelobates fuscus (common spadefoot toad), 3028 nucleotides. It is a transcript of the gene ADORA2A, whose product is annotated as adenosine A2a receptor. Lineage: Eukaryota; Metazoa; Chordata; Amphibia; Anura; Pelobatidae. The record is from RefSeq and is a predicted model, not a curated record. Gene Ontology annotation, biological process: G protein-coupled adenosine receptor signaling pathway; adenylate cyclase-activating G protein-coupled receptor signaling pathway. Gene Ontology annotation, molecular function: G protein-coupled adenosine receptor activity. Bases 425 to 1642 code for a protein of 405 amino acids. The transcript is spliced from 3 exons. Gene Ontology annotation, cellular component: plasma membrane.
CAGACACAAGACAGACUGAGCGGAGGAGACUGAUCACUGCAGACCCCUCCUGGAGCUUGGGUGGAAGUAACCUCAGCAGGUUAGUGUUCCAAGUUGGAUGUUUGCUUGCAUGGUUUGCUGCAGUCCUAUUCGUGCUGAGGAUCUUUCUGUCCUAUGAUACUUAAGCCACUGGUGCCAGAAAAAGGUUUCUGCGUUGGAACGGAGCUUUCUCUGUUGGAGUCUGGACAUUGCAGGAGUUUCUAAUCAAGGAAGACACAAGGAAAGUUAUCUUUGGAAUUAUAUUGUACAUUUUUGCAUCAAAGAUGGUCACAACAUAUCACAGGCAAGAGUAACUGCCGAAACGCUUAUCGACACGGAAAGGAGGCGCUGCUGCCACUAUGACCAGUGAAGCGCCCCCAAUCUUCUGCCCAAUGUCAACUACACCAUGUUAACACAGUGGGAUCAGGUUUAUAUAGUGCUAGAGGUAGUCACCGCGGUGCUGGCCAUACUUGGCAACGUGCUUGUGUGCUGGGCGGUGCGCAUUAAUAGUAACCUGCAGAAUGCCACCAAUUAUUUUGUGGUGUCACUGGCUGCUGCAGACAUUGCUGUGGGACUGCUGGCCAUUCCAUUUGCUAUAUCAAUCAGCACUGGAUUCUGUGCCACCUUCUAUUCCUGCCUCUUUAUCGCCUGCUUUGUUUUGGUGCUGACCCAAAGUUCCAUCUUUAGCCUUCUUGCCAUUGCUGCAGAUCGUUACAUUGCCAUCCGCAUCCCACUAAGGUAUAACAGCCUGGUGACCAGCCAAAGAGCUAACAUUAUCAUUGCUGUCUGCUGGCUGCUUUCUUUUAUCAUUGGAUUAACCCCUAUGUUGGGCUGGCACAAGAACUUUGACAAUUCUAAUGACAAAAAUGAAACCAAUAAAACCAACACCUCUACGAUGUCACCUACAUGCAGCCCUCCCAUGCUAGAGUGCUUGUUUGAAAGUGUGGUAACCAUGGAUUAUAUGGUAUAUUAUAAUUUUUUUGCCUGCGUUCUAGUACCCUUGCUCCUAAUGUUGGGCAUAUACUUGCGCAUUUUCAUGGCAGCACGGCGACAACUAAAGCAAAUGGAGCUUAAAGUGGUAUGUGGAGAACGCUCACGUUCCACGCUACAGAGGGAGGUUCACGCAGCCAAGUCUUUGGCCAUCAUUGUUGGGCUAUUUGCUUUGUGCUGGCUACCUUUACACAUUAUCAACUGUUUUAACCUGUUCUGCGAGGGGUGUGAUCGUCCCCCUACAUGGCUCAUGUACUUUGCCAUUCUCCUUUCCCAUGUUAACUCAGUGGUGAACCCUUUGAUUUAUGCCUACCGAAUCCGUGAAUUUCGACAUACAUUCCGUAAGAUAUUACACCAAAACCUACUGGGCAGGGCUGAGCCAUUCCAAUCAAGGACCGUCAGUUCCAAGUCACUGUCUUAUGGAGCAGACGAAGAGGCAGGACACAUCCAUAUUCGUCACAGUAGCUCCAUUCAUAGUACUCACUCCAACGGGAGUUGCAAGUUGAAGGAUGUAUGGCAUCAAAAUGGGUGUCAGAUAGGACAUAAGGUGGAGAGGACAGGAUGGCACAAGUGUGAAAAACAAAAAAAGGAGACACUGGAGAUAUCCCAAAUUAAGUCACUCAUGGGAACCUGAAAAAACUAUUUUGGAUUUGGUAUUCAUACUGGACAUGUGAGCAGCGUGGCUCAACAGGUGGACUUUUGCUUGAAAACAAUGACCUUUUUGACUUGUUUUAUUUAUGAAACUGUUUUGCAGUGUUAGCUAGGUCACUUGUUACUGUGUCCCACUUUGCAGUGAUCUGCAGGGGCCAAAAUACAAAAACUCACUUCGGCCUAGGGGUAUUUAAUGAAUGCUGGACUCAGUGCUGUGCACUUUAAUUUGUGCUGUGAGACAACCACCCAAAAUGUUUGAUGUUUUUAUAUCGAACAUUAAAUAUACUUUCUGGUUAGUCACCUAAUCAAGAGUGCUGGAUAACCUCAGAAUUCUGAAAAGCUGGUGUCUUUAUUCUAUCACAGUCAAUGUCACUUGACCUAGGGUCUUUCACAUUUUUACCCCUCCCACCCAUUAAGGAAACACAUGUGUUCCAGUUGAACAGCAAAAGAAUCAGAUUUCCCAAAAUAGACUUUUUCCCAUAGACCUCUCAGGAGACCCCCAGUCUAAGUAGGAAGGUUGUGUUCCUAUCCAGCUGUCACUGCAGCAUACUACAUGCAAUAUCAUAAACCAACAUGCUGUUCUGUAGCCUCACUCUCCAAACUCAACUGAAUGAGGCUGUUGGUCUACUUGUUGAGAAUUCCUACUCUCUACAUAGCACAGUGUCACCCUGGGCAAUUCGAUAAUCAAAUCAUAAUAGUAAUACAGAACAGGCUUUCCUAAAAGCAUUACCCCAUCUUUAUUGUUGCACAAGUAGGCAACUUAAAACACAUAAAAAUAGCCUCACUAUUUACAUUGGCCACCCACUUGUAUGUUUGAAAAUGUUCCUGGCUAUGUGUUGCAAAAAUUAAAUGUUUUAGCACAACCUCGUUGAGAUGGUAGUUGGGUUCCAAGAAUCGGGCAAAACACAGAGUUUGUCCCAGAUAUUCAAAUGAAACAGUUCAUCUCCAGCUGUGUUAGACAUAACACUGACAUAUCCCAGACUAUAGCCGCAUGCAACAUCCAGCCCCCCUGCCCAGUGCUUUAUUACAUUAUCAGUCAGAGUUUCCUGUUGAGACAUCACUGCAGGCCUGAGGGUGACAGAGAGGAGGGGGUGACAUAUGUCUUACCUACUGCUUUCUGUACAUCACUGCAUAGAGGCACAUAACAAGUCUACAGAGAAUGAAUACUGAGGAAAAAGAGAUAAGAGAACAAAAUAACUUAUUAUCUAACCAUUGCAGCAUUCAAGUUUCUCAACUUAUAAGUGUCCCUUAAAUUUUCAGUUUUCUACAAAAAAUAUUAAACAUAUAUCCAAGUACUCACAGGUUUGUCUGUAUCUACUAUAACUAAAUAAUUGAAGGGGACUCCCCCCACCUUCUCCCAAACUUUCAA